AUGGAGCAAGAACAGCUUCACCCAGAUCUUACAAAUGUACUGAGAUCCAUUUACAGUCUAGAAGCUAAGAUUUCAGAAAUUCUCUCUGAGAUGCAGCGAAACUACUUGGAAAACCAGCAAAAAAGUAUCAUGAUCCAAAGUGACUUGUCCGCUUCGCUUCCUGGCUGCAGAGUUCUAUUUUUCGGCUCCCAAGUCACCGGGUUUGCCACCAGCAAAAGUGACUUUGAUCUCUACAUUGAUUACGAUGGAAAAUCGUUCUACCAUGACUUGAGCUAUGACAAACAAUGUGACAUUAUGCAUCAAUUCCAGCUGAAACAGCGUGGGUCCAAGUUUGAAGUGACUGCAGCUAUCAAGCACACCAGAGUGCCUAUCAUUAGGGUGCUUCACUUGAUGACCCAUACUAAGUGUGACAUAUCUUUCCGCAACGGACUGGCAGUGGAGAAUUUUCAGUUGAUCAAGCUGUAGGAUAUAGACCCUCGUGUCCGCUGGCUGGUAGUCACAAUCAAGCUGUGA
Molecule: messenger RNA, 513 nt
Organism: Macrosteles quadrilineatus (aster leafhopper)
Lineage: Eukaryota; Metazoa; Arthropoda; Insecta; Hemiptera; Cicadellidae
Product: terminal uridylyltransferase Tailor-like
Biological process (GO): RNA 3'-end processing
Molecular function (GO): nucleotidyltransferase activity
Source: RefSeq, a predicted model, not a curated record